AGAUAAAAAAAAAACAUGAGUUUGUUCCGCUUUCUGAGUUAUCCUCAAAUUUGUAGGCUUCAUCUUAGAGAGCGAGAGAGAGAGAGAGAGAUGAUUCUUCCUCACGCCCAAUUUCUGAGCUCCCCGCCCCCAAUUCUGAUUCUCCCCAAAACCCAAUUUCUCAAACCUUGCCUUUCUCUCCCUGCACCACCCUCCUUUACAAGGCCAUUAAAUAUCAACCGAUCUGCCUUGAAAUGCAGAGCGGCUAGCAUAGUUUCAGAGCCUCCGCAAUUGGAGUUGAGCGACCCCAAUCGCAGGCCUUUCCCAGCUGAGAUUACAAGAACUGUCCUCGAACUAUCGAGCGUCGGUACUCUUUCCACUCUCAGUCAAGACGACGGCUCUCCUUUGGGCUUCGGCGUUCGCUUUGCUCUCGAUUUCAAUGGAACUCCCAUCUUGUGUUUGAGCCAUGGAUUUUCUGCUGAUACGAAGAGGGCCUGCAGUCUUCAUGUUAAGUUGGAGCAAUGCGGAGUGCGGACGCCUCAGUGCACAAUUGUUGGGAAUCUUAAUAAACCCGGUGAUGCGAUUGCUUUGAAGAAACUCUGUUCGGCGUGGAAGAAGCAGUUUAAUGAGGAAGUGGAAGAAAGCUGCGUAUAUGUGAUUGAUGUUGAACGAGUUCUUCAGAUAGAAGAUUAUGGUGAGGAUGGUGUUUGGGUGAGCUCAUCGGAAUAUGUAUCGGCUGAACCAGAUCCACUUCGAAACUCUGCAGAGAAGAUAGUGGAUGAGAUUAAUACUAACAAUAGAGAAGAUGUUCUUCGCUUCUGCAACAUUUAUGCGGACUUAGAUUUCCAGGUAGUGGAUGCGAAGAUGGUGUGGGUUGAUCGACUAGGGUUUGAUGUGCGUGUGACAUCAGUGCAAAAGGAUGUAUAUGAGGUACGGAUACCUUUUCCAAGAGAAGUGGGAGACGAGAAAGGCGCAAAAUCAUCUUUUAAUGGUAUGUCUCAGCUUGCAUGGGAAGUGGAAAAGAAUUUCCAUGCUCUCGAGUUCAAGAAGGUAAAACAUGUAAAGAAAGUUGGAAAUGCAGUUCAAACGUAUUCAGUGUAGAGAAGUGUUCUUUUUUUAUCUGUAGCCACAUCCCAGUUUCUGAAGAGUUGAUAAUGUUAGCAUUUGCAGCAUUAUAUGUCCAUGUUCAUUUAAGAAACAUGCACAGAUAGAGGAUAUGUCAGCUAGGAAAAACUGAGCGAGAGCAGUAAAUGACACAUAACUCCUCUUAUAUUGUUGUGAUUUGUGUGCUUGUAAUCCAGAUUAAACAGUGGAAAUCUAGUUUUGUAUUUUGCCAAGUUGGUUAUGGAUUUGGUUUCCUGUUAA
Messenger RNA from Salvia splendens (bonfire salvia), 1344 nucleotides. RefSeq names its product glutamyl-tRNA reductase-binding protein, chloroplastic. Gene Ontology annotation, cellular component: chloroplast. The transcript has 5 exons. The coding region runs from base 16 to 1080 and encodes 354 amino acids. Lineage: Eukaryota; Viridiplantae; Streptophyta; Magnoliopsida; Lamiales; Lamiaceae. The record is from RefSeq and is a predicted model, not a curated record.